Messenger RNA from Sporothrix schenckii 1099-18, 4131 nucleotides. RefSeq names its product F-box and WD domain protein. The record is from RefSeq and is a predicted model, not a curated record. The coding region runs from base 1 to 4131 and encodes 1376 amino acids. Gene Ontology annotation, molecular function: protein binding. NCBI's taxonomy places the organism in Eukaryota, Fungi, Ascomycota, Sordariomycetes, Ophiostomatales, Ophiostomataceae. The transcript has a single exon.
AUGCACCGCGGGCUCCCCGAAGCUUCAGAACACGCUGCGCUGCAAUCCAUCCCCUCGUCCUCCACGUCCUUUGCCCAACAUGGCCUCGAUCGUCCCCGCCCGGACGCCUCUCUGCGCGAUGCCGCCGUCACACGCACAGCUGUCUCAGCCGUCGCGGCUGGCGAUAGCUCCGUCGAUAUCCAGAAACUCGACGAGAAGCUCCGCCGCCUGAAGACAGCCGCCGCUGCCAGCACUUCUUCGCCCUUCUCCUCGUCGCCCGCCUCGCCGUCGGCCGCUUCCACGUCAGUAUUGACUGCGUCGACCAUAGCCGGCCAACGCGUGGCCGAGUAUGAGCGUGCCCGCACGCCGGCUGCCUGGCGCCGCGAACGCGUCGUGUUCCAGGUCGUCAAGAAAGCCCCCGGCGCGUCUGGCUCCCUUCUCGGGACAGGCCGCAGCCUCAACGACUUUCCCAACGAGGUCCUGACCCACGUCUUCUCGUAUCUGCAGCCCGGCGCCCACGACUCUGUCGCGCUCGUCUCCAAGCGCUUCUACGCCCUCAUCACCACUCCGCAUGCCUGGCGCAUGGCCUUUUCGCGCUUCUUCCCGGGCCAAGAAGCUGCCACCUUGAACGGUACGGCGGCUCUCCUGGCAGCGGCUUCUGAUGGUAGUGGAGGUGGUGGUGGCGGCAGCGGCGGUGGUGAGGACCACAGCAUGGCCGUCGCUCGUGCGGACGCUCGCCGCUUCGGUCGCUUGACUGCCCUUGCCUCCUGGCGCAGCGAAUACCUUCUUCGAACCCGCCUCUUGCGCAGCCUCAUGUCCGGGAAACCGGGCGUGUCCGUUGGCGUCAAGGGCGAGGGCCCGGGCAGCAAGGCUGUCAUGGCCCACAACAAAAAGGCCACCGCUGUCAUCACCUACAACUCGCAGCUGCCGGGUACGGUCGACCGCUUGCAUGCCGCCUUUGCCGCCACCGGGAAGAAGCAGCCGCGCGUGGUCCACGGCGCUUCUGCCUUUGGCGUCGUCACCUCCAGCAACCCCUCUCUCGGCAAGCUCGAGGGCUGGGGCUACCGCGAGGAGUAUAUGGCGCCGCAGCUGGAGGAUGUCAACCACAGCCUCACUCCCUUUGGUCUGGGCCCCGGCCGUGCCGCCAUGCCGAAUGUCAUGGACGUCAGCAACCUGUACGGCGCCAUUGUCGGCGAGGCUUUUCCUGGAGGCCGUGCCCUGACACGCGCCACCAACGACCGCAGCCUGGCCUACCUCGACAACGCGACGCGCCGCCGCCAUUUCCCGGCCCUGCUGAACGCUGUCGACGCGGCGCCCGACUUGUCCGAGGUUCCUACCAUCCCUGAAGCCGCGGAAGCCGUCACGGCCGUGUGGGUCGCCAAGACGACGGCUGUGCCGACCGUGACCAAGUCCAUGGUUGGCUUCUUGACGGGCUCGUCGCUCGGUGUCGUUUCGUCCUACUCGCUCGACAAGGCCAACUCGUCUUCUCGCUACCCGUACUCGCAUCUUACGGCCCGCUGGGUCGUGAGCCCCGGCGUCCCGAUCAUUGCUGUCACUGCUGACGACACCUACACGGAAAAGCGCCGCGCCGCUCGCCGCGUCUGGGCUGUCGCCUUAAACGCCCUGGGCGAAGUGUAUUAUUUGCAGGAUGUGCUGACUGCGCCCUCUACAGCGGCAACCGUCACCGUCGAGCACGACCAACUGGCCUGGCAGGCCGGCCGUUCGGUCAGCUGGGAACUUGUGGAAGCCUCCCGUCGCACCCUGACAUCGGACUGGUUUGACGACAAGGUCGAGUCGCUCCGCAUUGCCGCCUCGUCGUCCCCGCAUCUGUCGCCCGACUCCGUGGGCCUUGUCCAGGAGCAGCGCGUGGCCGAGGCCCGCGAGAUCGAGCGGUACUUUGCCCUCAUGCCAGAGCACUUCCGCGCCGUGUACGACACCUGGGACAUGCGGCUGCAGCUGCAAGUCGAUUUUGCAGGCGGCAGCAACGGCAGCAGCAGCGCGAGUACAGCAGAGAACAUAGUGGUGGUUCGCAGCGGUGCCGAACAAAAGGGCCAGCGCAGUCCACAACCCGCCAAGGUGACGCGCUAUACAAGACUUGUCACGGCUGCCGCUGCCGCUGCCGCUGCACCGGCCGCUUCGUCCGAUCCUGCGACGCCGGCCACGCCCUUGUCCCCUGUGUCGUCGGGCACCGUUCCGCCUGAACCGUCACCUGCGCUCUCCAUCUUUAGCUCGGGCCAAAACACGCCCACGCCCACAUCCCCAACACCGACGCCGCCGUCCCGUGCCGGUGCAGCCACCGGUACGCCUGUCGUGGCUAGUCUUCCCGGUGGCGAGUGGACGCCGCGCCUGACCAACGUUGCGUCUGCGACGGUCGGCUGGCAAAUGACUACCUUUUCUCUCAAGGGUAGCAACAGCAGCAAGUCUACGGUUGAUGCCGAGAUUACCUGCAGUGCCAUUGACUUGAGCUUGUACUCGGUUGUUGCACCGUUUGAGGACAACCUUCUCCAGCAGCAGUCCGACGGUGUACCGACGACGAUUGGCGAGAUUCCUGGUCGGCGUUCACGCUGGCUGGCCGUCGGUACCAAAACUGGUGCUGUCAUCGUGUGGAACCUGCGCGAGGCGGUGUCGUCUUCGUUGCUCUCGACCGAUUCCACGUUUGUCGCCGAAAACACGAAAGAAAACAUCGUCUGGCCAUUGCGCAUCAUCCGCACCGACUCACCUGCCAUCACCAGUCUGGCCGUCUCGGCCCUGUACCUCGUUCACGGCGGCAGCGACAGUCUCGUCCAGGCCUGGGAUCCUCUCACGUCCACAAACGGCCCCGUUCGCACGCUCAACGCGCCGUCGUCCGGCCGCAUCCCGCGCCACCUGACGCACCUGCGCGCCCAGCUCACGCCCGCCAUGUUUGCCUCGGUCGGUGCCAUCUUUCUGGACCCGGACCCGACCGUGUUGCGCGGCGUCUUGGCCGUCGGCACCCUCAUCCGCUUCUGGUCGUACAGUUCUGCCAUCCGCAACGCCAGCCGCAAAAAGGGCCGCCGCCUCCGCCACACCAACGCUGAGGGCCAGCUCGUCAACCGCCGCCUCAUGGGCGAAAAGGUGUCCGACUACAUUGCCGCCGAGGCGGCCGAGCUGCGUCGUGAGCAGGAGAGCGACGAGCGCCAUCGCGCACGCCUGCUGCAGCGCUUUGGCGUCGGUCUGGCCGGCCUGACGGACGAGGAAGCCAUCCGGUACGCUGAGAUUCUGUCACAAGAAACGUUUUCGCUCGACGAGCAGCGCCACCAGCAGUUCCACUCACUGUCUCAAUCCGGCGACUCGGCCGAGUCAUUGUCGUCUGUGGCCUCAGCCACGACGUUUUCAUCCGAGGAGGCCGUCAGUGCUAGGGGUGGCCCGGUGGACACCGUCACGUCUGAACCGAGCAUGUCCGGGCGCAGUCCUCCUGGUACGAGUGCUGUGAGUAGCGGCAGCGGCAGCGGUGUCACGACGCGCGCCGCGUCGGCUCGCUCGCCAUCGAGCCGCCGCGUCAGCCACGGCGGCCGCAAUGGGCCCACGCUGGUCGCCGAAGAAGACGACUUUGAGCUGCAGAUCCAGCGCGCCAUUCGCCUGUCGCUGAUGGAAGGAGUCAACGACGAUGGGCCCGAUGCAGCUGGUGUGACGAUCGCCCCUGGUACUACGACGUCGGAUCCGUUCCAGGCUCUGCCGCAGACGCCGAGCCCGCCGAUGUACGAGAGCAGGGCCAAAGGCAAAGGCAAGGGAAAGGGCAAAGCGAAGAGCAAGGGCAAAGCGCCUGGGUCUUCGUCUUCCCCGUUUGCCCUGUCGUCGUCGCCGGACGACGAUUUCCGCUACGACGGACACGACAGUCGUAGCCAUUAUUCGACAGCCGGCGCCUCCUCAGCAGCCGGGCCGGCCACGACCCAGACACUGCUCCCAGAGCACCACGUCGUCGGCGAAAACGAAGACGACGAUUUCCAGAUGGCCCUGCAGCUGAGCCUGCAGGAGGAAGAGGACAAGACUGCGGGCCUGGGACAGAUGGUCCAUGGAAGCGACCUGCAGGAGCAGUACGACAAUGACGCGGCGCUGGCGGCGCUGCUGCAUGAGGACGAGUUCCCGGCGCUGGAGGUCAAGUACACCGGCAAGGGCAAAGGCAAGGGGAAGUAG